Molecule: messenger RNA, 1146 nt
Organism: Stegodyphus dumicola
Lineage: Eukaryota; Metazoa; Arthropoda; Arachnida; Araneae; Eresidae
Source: RefSeq, a predicted model, not a curated record
AUGGCAACAUUGUCCAAAGUCAGGAAUAAAUUUUGGAUACCUAAAGGAAGACAAGUAGUAAAGAAAGUUAUUAACGCUUGCCUGGUGUGUAAAAAGUUCGCAGUGAAGCCCGCCAAACAGUUAACGUGUCAUUUACCCAGAGAUCGUGUAGUCCAAAGUAAUCCUUUCACAGUUGUAGGCGUCGACUUAACGGGAGCAGUUACUAUUAGAGAAAAAGCGGAUAACCACAAAAAGGUGUACAUAGCCUUAUUUACAUGCGCCGUCACUCGUGCUGUGCACAUUGAAGUGGUUUCAGAUAUGUCAGCAAAAAGUUUCAUUUUUUCAUUACAACGUUUUUUAGCAAGAAGAGGGAGCUGCAAAGUGAUUUAUUCAGAUAAUACCAAGAAUUUCCGCAGCACAUGUGAAAUAAUUAAAGGAUUUAAAAGAAUCAAAGCAGAUCCAAGUGUGAGAGAUUUCUUGACAUCCAAAGAGGUAACAUGGAAAUUCAUACCUGAGCGUUCUCCAUGGUGGGGAGGGUUCUGGGAGCCUUUGAUGAGAAGCGUCAAGGAACCUCUGAAGAAAAUCUUAGGGAGAGCAUUACUGACUUUCGAAGAGCUCUCUACAAUAUUAACUGAACUCGAGUGUGUGCUAAAUAAUAUACCUUUAAAAUACGAGAGCAACGAGCUGGGUGAACCUCGCCCGCUCACACCUUCACAGUUUUUAUUGCCAGGACGUGGUACAUUUAACUUUCCCGAGCAUUUCUUGGAAAUUUUUAACAAGGUAUCCGACAAAGAGACUUUAACUAGGAGGAAGCUUUACCAAUCUAAGCUCUUAAAAUUAACAUGGAUCAAGUGGAAAGAGCAAUAUUUACUCCAUCUUAGAAAUGCGCAUAACUUUGCUAAUCCUAAAACUGAGCGGAACCUUAAGACUGGAGACGUUGUGUUGGUAGAAGGACCAAAACAAUCCAAACUACUUUGGGACAUGGGUGUAAUUGAAAACGUGAUUAUAGGAAGACAUGGAACAUGUUCGAGCGUGUCCUCGUUCGCACGCCCAAAGGACAAAUCAGAAGAUCGAUCCAGAUGUUAUAUCCUUUCGAGAUUUAAUUUAGAACCUUUUGAUAUUAUUUUUUAUUAUACUAUUAAUUAUUAUGUUCAUUUGUGGCUUUGA